Molecule: messenger RNA, 1907 nt
Organism: Scaptodrosophila lebanonensis
Lineage: Eukaryota; Metazoa; Arthropoda; Insecta; Diptera; Drosophilidae
Product: lipase 3
Exons: 4
Coding region: 413-1744 (443 amino acids)
Biological process (GO): lipid metabolic process
Molecular function (GO): hydrolase activity, acting on ester bonds
Source: RefSeq, a predicted model, not a curated record
AAAUAAAUUGUGUUAAAUUGAAAGACAGCUGUUGAUAUUUUCAUUUUGUGAUUUCCAUUUGAACGUCGCCAUCUGGAAAAUUAUCAUUUCAAAAGCGAAUGCGUGCAGGCCGGGCAGCUAAAUCUGUAGCGGCUACAAAAUAAAAUAUAGCAACGAUACAAAUAAAUAAGUAAUACUACAAACUAAGAAACUGGGUCAGUGUUUAGACAACUCCGUGCCUGGCAAAAGUUGCAAUUUGCAGAAAACAAAAAGUUAACUACCAACAACAACAACAACAACCACAAACAAGCAACAAAUAAAGAGUAAAUAAAACAAGACUUAAACAAAAAAUAUUACACAUACACAUUAACACACACAGAGAGAGAGAGAGACACAUAAACAUCAACAGUUAUUACAAAAUUUGUGCUCAAAAAUGUUGUACAAACUGCUAAUCCAACGGCCAGCACAUGCCAGCAACAACAACAGCAGCAACAAAAAGAUGUACAACAACAAAAAAAUCAACUGCAAACACCAGCAGGCCCAGCACGCCGUGGUGCUAGCACUGUUGUUGCUACUAAUGUUGUUGCUAUUGCUGAGCGGCCAAAUCGAACCGGUGGAUGGCCAUAAAGUGACGGCCAGACGGAUAACCAAUCACAACUAUCCGGUGGAGGAGCACACCGUACACACAUCGGACGACUACAUUCUGACUAUUUAUCGGAUACCCACAUCGCCGAAGCGUCCGCUGCAAAAUGAAACCAUAAAGCCAGUGGUUUUUCUACAGCACGGCAUACUGUGUGCCUCGGAUGAUUGGAUUAUCAAUGGACCGGAGACCUCGUUGGCAUACAUGUUCGCCGAUGCCGGUUACGAUGUGUGGCUGGGAAAUGCGCGGGGCAACACCUAUUCGCGCCAGCACAAACACAUACAUCCGGAUACGUCGGACUUCUGGAAGUUCAGUUGGCACGAAAUAGGCGUCUACGAUUUGGCCGCCAUGCUGGACUAUGCGCUAGCGGAGACGAACUCCAGCUCAUUGCAUUUUGUGGCGCAUUCGCAGGGCACCACAACGUUCUUCGUGCUAAUGUCCUCAUUGCCGUCCUACAAUGAGAAGGUGCGUUCGGUUCACUUGCUCGCACCGAUCGCUUUCAUGCGCAACCAUUCCUUUAUUCUGUCCAAGCUGGGCAGCAUCUUCUUGGGCUCGCCAUCAUUUCUCAGUUGGGUGCUGGGCGGCAUAGAGCUGCUGCCGAUUACGACAGUUCAGAAACUGCUCUGCGAGCAUGUCUGCUCGGUGGGCUCGAUGUUUAAGUUCCUCUGCUCGGGCCUCUUGGAUUUCAUUGGAGGUUGGGGUACCAGACACUUGAAUCAUACUCUGCUUACGGACGUUUGUGAAACGCAUCCGGCGGGUGCAUCCACCACCCAAAUCAUUCACUAUCUGCAGCUCUAUAUCUCGGGCGACUUUCGACAGUACGACCAUGGCAAGGAGCUGAAUGAGAUUAUCUAUCAGCAGGCGACCCCGCCUUCUUACGAUAUCUCCAACAUUAGGAGCUGCGUCAAUCUAUAUUAUAGCGAGAACGAUUACAUGUCAGCGGUCGAGGAUGUCGAAUAUCUGGCCUCGUUGCUGCCCUGCGCCGAACUCUAUCGCAUCCCGUACAAUGAUUGGAAUCAUUAUGACUUCCUGUGGUCCAUCAAUGUGAAGGAGGUGAUAAAUAAUCGAAUCAUUGACAAAAUCCGCAGAUAUGACAUCGAACACAAAUUGGGUGUGAGCUCGUAGUGGACCCUACUCUCUCCAAUAUCUUCAAAGUUUGUACAUAAUUGUAAAUAAUUAGUUACUAACUAGCUAGAGCGUGAUAUUAUAUUUGGUAUUUAAUAGCAUUUAAGCUAGCUAAAGUGACAACAAAAAGGUUUGUGAAAUGUUAUUUAGGCAUAAUUAAUGA